UUGGGAACAAGAUUCCACGUUGGUCAACUUAGGAAUGAGUGUUAACAGGUAUGAUUAAAAUAUCACAAAAUAUGUCAUGUACGGAAAAAGGACUUGACCGCGGAACACACAUUAGAGCCCACAAUGUCCUAAUAAGUCUGAAAGAAAGAUAUCGUGAAGCCAUCAAAACUAGGAGCUUUAGCCGCACCAAUAUUGAACAACGAUUUUUUCAUUUCCAUCACUAUAACCAGUGCUAAGAAGGAAUCAUUCAUCGCACGAAAAAACUUAGCUCGAUUGGGAGACCAUCAACCCCUUGAUCAACAUCGAAGGCCGCAAUUUGGGACGAAAAUAGACUAGAGUAGUGGCGAAUCGCCUCCAAACCUUUGUCCAUUUCAUCCUCAAGUAUCCGGCCCGCCGGAUCCCGCAGAGAGGAAACAAAAUUUCUGAACCGCCUAGCCUGAUUUACUCGGUGAAAGUACCCGGAAUUACGAUGUCCUACACAGAGCCACUGAACACGAGAGUGUUGCCGCCAAUAAGAUUCCUCUCACAUGCAAUAGAUAGGUCUCGUUGAAGAAUCCGAAUAGCAUCCCAGUCAGGAUCCAGUUCGGCCCGGUUCCCUCGUAUAGUCAAGGAAAGAUCGUUAAUUCGACGACGUGAAUUUGAGCACCCAUCCAAGGAUCAUUGAAAUAAAGCAAAUCGGGUCCUUUUUAAAAUAGUAAGUAUCGAGGCAGAACAUUGGUGACCCUGUUACUGGGAGAUUCCACAAAAACUCAACAAGAAGCCUGACCUCAGGGUUCUCGACCCAACUAGGGGUGGCUAUACGGUCCGGUCCGGUUAAAUUGGCCCAAAUUGAUCCGGUCCAGUCCGGUCUUUUUGAAAAUAUAAGGACCGAAGAUUGGAUUGGAUACAGUCCGGUCUUGAUCCAGUCCGGUCCCAAUUCGGUCUUGAUUUUACAUUGAGAUUGUGGGAUUUGAGUGGCCUAAGGCCUUAAAGGGUGAGGAGUUGGUUAAGUUUUGUACUAAGUGCAAAUGUUUGUGACCGUUUAUGCAAAUUACCCUUAAGUUUUGGGUGUUGAGCUCUCUUAUCCGGUCUUUAUCCGGUUUUUUACCUCAAAUCUAAGCCCAAAGAUUGGAUUGGAUUGUUUACUAUCCGGUCCCGGUCCGGUCUCGGUCCGGGUUAUACGGUCUGGUUUCCAAUUUUUAAUCCGGUCCCAGUCCAAAUAGCCACCCCUAGACCCAACAACUAUCAAACCGAAAAAUUCGCUUAGACCGCGGGGACGCUUCUUGGUCAUCCAUAAUAACAUGCGGUGAUCAGAUCCAAUGUUAGUCAAAUGAUGAAUAAUGGGGUCGGGUAAAACGUUUAGGGUCGUGCCCGAGAAAAUAAAUCUAUCCAAACGAGAUUCAUUAAACCGGUCACCUUGGCCAUAAAUUUUUUUUUUUUUUGUAACACCUUGACCAUAAUUUAAAGGGUUAAUAUCAUUAUGUACCCCUCUACUAUCGCAAAUUAACAAAUGUACCACUCUACUAAAUUUUUGCACAAACAUACCCUCAUAACUUAAUAUUAACUCAUAUUAUCAAUUUUUAUCAAAAUUCAAUUAAAUAUGAAAACAUGCCACUCUCUGAAGAUGGCGGCCUGAGCUACGCAGAAGGCGAUGGAGAUGCGUCCGAUGAGGAUGUUAACUCAUAACUAAUCUACCCUUCCGUCUAAUUAUCUGUUAAAUUAUCUGUUAAAUGAAUGUUAAACCCAAAUACCCCCUAACUUAAUAUUAACUCAUAUUAUCAAUUUUUAUCAAAAUUCAAUUAAAUAUGAAAACAUGCCACUCUCUGAUGAUGGCGGCCUGAGCUACGCGGAAGGCGAUGGGGAUGCGGCCGAUGAGGAUGUCGUGAAAGUAGAUUCUGAAGUGGCUCAAUUUCCCCUUCCCGAGUUUCAGCGGGCGCAGGGUUCGGGAGAAUCGGCGGCCGGCGUGAGCGAGGGAAAUGGCGAGGGGGAGAGAGAGAGAGAACUCAAGAUCGAUCGACGUCCAACGAAAGCUGCGAGCGGUAACCUACAAAAGGCAUACCUCCGAAUCGAAUCCAGUGGGAGAGAAGACAUCCUGGUCGAUCUAUUGUGACUAUUACUUCUGAACCCCUAUUCACCAUAAUAGUUUUGGUUUUUAACAUCUUAUUAAAACAUAACCCAUUCGAAACUGGGGGAUGGAGUUGUGUACAAAAAUAUGCAGAGCCCUCUACUCUAAUUGAAACAUGGGUUGAAGCUUUACGAAAUUAGAAGAGAAGGCAUACUUUUGGUGGACAUGGAUUCCGACUAGCGAGGGACCGGAGAAGAGAUUAAGUGAAGAUAUUCGGAUCAACAGCGAAGGCUUUCUUUAUGGAGCAUAAAAUGGUGGUGCUAUUAUCAUCGCCGUCUCACCCAGUGCCGCCUGCUUCCAUCGUCGGGGAGGAAGUAUUGAGUUCCGCCGCCGCUGAUUGUGCGCCGAUGGGGGUUUCGGUGGAGUUGGGUGAAUGAGGUAGACGAAAGAGGGGGUCAAUUAGGGUGCAUUUUAAUAUAAUAUUUAAUUGGCUUUUGAUAAAAUUAAUUAAUUUAGGGGGUAUUUGGGUCAUUUCCAGUCUAUUUAACAGUAAUAUAACAGAUAAUUAGACGGAAGGGUAGAUUAGUUACGUUUCAAUAUUAUGAGAGUAUAUUUGUGUAAAAGUUUAGUAGAUUGGUACGUUUGUUAAUUUAUGAUAAUAAAUGGGUACAAAAUGAUAUUAAUCCUAAUUUAAAGUAAAUUGUUGUUAAAAUAAAAGUUGAAUAAGAUAAUACAGUCAAUCACUAUAAUGAUCACAUUCACCAACAAAUCCGCACCGAUCCCCCAGCUAAGCUGGACCGGUGUUGAUGGAUUUAGAUUUGCGUUGGGGGUUAUUGGUUCGUGGGCCGAGUUUGCGCUGGUUGGGACUUUGUGGUGGAGUCGAUUUGGGCCAAAGACAAGUAUAAUGAUGUAACAAGUAGGGAUGGCAAUGGGUCGGGUUGGGGCGGGUUUUGUCAAACCCAAAUUCAUGGGUUUAUCCGCAAAAAAAAAAAUUUACAAUAACAUGUUUCUUUCAAAAUAAAAGUUUAACAUCAAUUUUCUCAUACAAAUUAUUCAUACAAAAAACACCAAUCUAGAGCAUACGAGCAAACCGCAAAUGAUCAAAUGCAAAUUGUUCAAAAUUAAAGAUAAACAUCUAUAAACAAUAAGAUUAAUUGAAAGCUUCUUCCUCGUCAACUAUGUUUCUUCACUCUCUCCAUUUCAUAAUAUCAACUUCAUUCUAAACAAUUAGAAAGAACAAAUUAUACAUAUUUCCACAAACAUAAAGAAUAUUAGUUGUUUAAGGAAGAUAUAUUAUUUAGAAUAUUAAAUAUACCGGGAAAGUAAUUAUAUGAGUGUGUGCGGGUACCCAUGUGGCGGGUUUACCUAAACCCAAACCCAACCCGACCCGGUGAAUAGUGUAGCGAGUUUAAACCCGAACCCGGCCCAAAACCCGUCAACGUGGGUUUUACCCGGGUUGGGUCGGGUGGGUACCCGUGGGUUCGGGUUUUGUUGCCAUCCCUAGUAACAAGUCUAAAUAUAGGCAUUUUGAACUACAAAUUGAAUUUGUAGUAUAGUUUUGCAGAUACAAGUUCAAUUUAUGUUAUAGAAAAUUUUUUGUUGGAAAAUGUAUAAAUAAAAAUUGAAUUUGUAC
Molecule: messenger RNA, 3677 nt
Organism: Linum trigynum
Lineage: Eukaryota; Viridiplantae; Streptophyta; Magnoliopsida; Malpighiales; Linaceae
Source: the annotation of a GenBank genome assembly